Molecule: messenger RNA, 693 nt
Organism: Aedes albopictus (Asian tiger mosquito)
Lineage: Eukaryota; Metazoa; Arthropoda; Insecta; Diptera; Culicidae
Exons: 1
Coding region: 1-693 (230 amino acids)
Molecular function (GO): nucleic acid binding
Source: RefSeq, a predicted model, not a curated record
AUGAGUCUUCCCCCACAGUGCUCAGUUUUCUCUGCUGAAGCAGCAGCAGCCUUCAUCGCUGCUACCACGCCAUCUGACCGCCCGAUACUGGUUCUGACCGAUUCUGCGAGCGUCAUAUCGGCGCUUCAAUCUGAUACACCGACACACCCCUGGAUCCAGGGUAUACUUAUGAACGCACCAGCUGAUACCGUGUUCACUUGGAUCCCUGGACACUGCGGUGUUCCGUGUAAUGAAAAAGCCGAUCGUCUCGCUGGCUCCGGUCACGCCCGUGAACGACACACUGACAGCAUCCCGCUCAUGGAUCUUAAACGAUGGAUCAAAUCCAGCUGCCGUCAGUACUGGGGUAACCUAUGGAGCCAAUCAAGAACUGCUUUCCUGCGGAAAAUAAAAGACACGGUUGAACCAUGGACUGAUUUGCCAGUGCUCAAAGACCAGAGAGUAAUCUCUCGAUUGCGAAACGGGCACACACUUCUAUCACACAACAUGGGAGGUGGACCGUUCCGCAAGGAGUGUGAAGUGUGCCACAUCCCAGCCACAGUAGAACAUGUCCUUUGCGUGUGUCCCAUCUACGAAGGCCAACGUCAACUCCACAACAUCGCUGGUAAUAUUGGAGAAGUCCUACGGGACGAUCCGGAUACCAUCAAAACACUGUUCAAGUUUCUCCACGAUUGUAACUUGUAUGAAUUAAUUUAA